This is a messenger RNA of Psilocybe cubensis, 921 nucleotides long. RefSeq lists its product as uncharacterized. NCBI's taxonomy places the organism in Eukaryota, Fungi, Basidiomycota, Agaricomycetes, Agaricales, Agrocybaceae. Bases 1 to 921 code for a protein of 306 amino acids. The transcript has 5 exons. The record is from RefSeq and is a predicted model, not a curated record. Gene Ontology annotation, molecular function: carbon-oxygen lyase activity, acting on phosphates.
AUGACUACGAUCCCGCGCUUGGAAUUUCACCAAGACAAAAUUUUGGCAGAUAUCAAAAUGGUCUGUGCAGACUUUAUCACGAAAAUCGGAUACUCGCCACUGUCUUCGAUUGGAGAAGAUAACGUAACAUACAACACAAUUUUAUCCGAAUUUGCAUCGUUCAACAUGGAAGAAAAGUUGUUUCGCAAAAUAUGCCUUGAAGCAUCCACAAUAGCAGAGCUUUGCUACAGUGGCACAUCAGCAGAGGUUAGAGUAUUUAUUGCUCGAUAUUCAUGGUAUUUUCUGUACAUUGACGACUAUUGUCAAAGACAUACGGAUCGCCUGGCUACAUUUCAGCAGGGAGUCUUUAGCUAUAUGAUUGCCGAGGACAAGGUUCUGAACGACCUGCGUCGUUGCUUAGCAGACGCCUAUCGUUUAUGGGACGAUAUACCCGCAAACGGAAUUACAGUUUCAGGGCUAGAAUCUGUGAAUGGGUGCUUGAUCGAGAAAUUGCUCUGUGGCAUGCCCAUUUCCCCAGACGCAGGCCGUUGGCCAGACUUUCUUCGCCUCAAAACGGGGGCGGGGCACGCGUAUGCAUAUAUGAUAUUCCCCAAAGAGCUCGGAGUCGAAGUUGCAACGUAUAUUCAGGCCGUGGACGACAUAGCCCUCUUCAUUUGUUUAACCAACGAUAUUCUCUCGUUUUAUAAAGAAGAACUUGCAGGAGAGACAGCCAAUUAUAUACAUCUUCGAGCAACUGUCACCCACAAAUGUCCUCUGGACGCUUUGAAAGACACAGUCAAAGACACUUUGGACGCUCACGAGAGGAUACUCAAAGUACUCGCAAACACACCGGCCUACGAACCGUUCAAAGAAUUUGUCAACGGGUCCAUGGGACUCCACCAUGUCCUGAGCCGCUAUCGUUUAGCCGACCUCAGACUUUAA